AUGACGGUCACUCAGAGGAGAGUCAGGACUGAUGCCCAGUCGGAUGAGAGGCCAGUAACGGAGCCAGGUAUCAAAUAUACUUGUGAUUUCUGUCACGUCGAUAUCACUCACACGGUCCGUAUAAAAUGUGCGAUGAAAGAAUGUGAGGAAGUAGACCUAUGUCCCAGUUGUUUUUGCGAGGGCAAAGAAGGCCUGCGGCACAAGGCAUGGCAUGAUUAUAAAGUAGUGGAACAACACUCUCAACCUAUAUUCACGCCUGAUUGGGGAGCAGACGAAGAGCUCUUGCUGGUAUCCGGACUGAUAUCGAACGGUUUGGGAAAUUGGUUGGAAGUAGCUCAGCAUGUAGGGACGAGGACAAAAGAGGAAUGUGAGAAACACUAUCUGGAAGUGUAUCUCGGUGUAGGGAUGGAUGGGAAGCAUUUGAAAGAGGAAGGAGAAGUCAAGAAUGAGAUGAAAGUUGAUGAUGAUGGAGACGAGAACAGGAAGAGGCGGAGACCUUUUAUGCCUCCGAUGGAUAAGACGUUCGAAGUAGACCCCGACGAGUUCCAAUCUAGGAAGAAAGCUAGGAUAGAGGAGAUGCGCAAACCUCAUGCGCUACCGCCACCCAACGCUGCCCCUUUGGUAUCUGCCCCGACAAAUCACGAAGUAGCUGGAUUUAUGCCUGGACGAUUAGAAUUCGAGCACGAAGUGGAGAACGAAGCCGAGAUGGCCGUCAAGGAUAUGGAGUUUGGCCUGGUAUACAAAUACGGUGGUGAUGCUCAACCAGAAGCUAAAGUUACCGGACCACCUGAAGAAGAAGGGGAAGAAGACGAUGAAGACGAUGAUGAAGACAAGAGAAAUAAACGGAAAACAGAGGAUGACGAAGGAGAUGUCAAGGUGAAACCUGAUCCUGAUUUUGAAGAUCAACCUGUUGCCGGACCAUCGACGUCUUCGCCGUCUAAAGGUAAAGGGAAAGCCAAGGGACCGCCUUUACCUGAAAUCGAAGAUGAAGAUGAGCUAGAAGUAAAAUUGGCAAUGCUGGAUAUAUACUUUUCGAAGUUGGAUAAGAGGAUGGAUGCGAAGGAAGUCUUGUUCGAUAGGGGUCUGACGGAGCAUAAGAAGAUCCAAGCAGCUGAACGUAAACGACCGAAAGAAGAGCGAGAUUUGAUACAGCGAUACAAAGUGUUCGCGAAGUUUCAGACGGCUCAGGAUUUUGAAGUGUUCAUUGAAGGUCUUAUAUAUGAACAAAAUCUCAGAAAGAGAAUAACAGAACUGCAAGAGUAUCGACGUAUGGGUAUCACGACCAACGCUGAAGCUGAGGCUUAUGAUAAUGCCAAAGCUGCUAGGGCCGGAUACAGACCACUCGUACAGCGCGAUCGACCCGAGGUGACUGUUUCAGGAGCACGUAUAAAUGCGGGACAACAUCGUUUCCUACAUGGUGGGAUGGGUACACCUCCUCCUGGAUUGGACCCUAAGAGCAGGGAGCCUACGCCAAGAGCUUUGCCUAUGAGUGUAGGAAGGAAACCUCCUGCACCACUCAAUCUCGCCAAUGCGGCUUCCCUCGACCUCUUAUCAUCAGACGAACAACUCCUCUGCUCUUCUCUCCGUGUCCUACCCAAACCUUACCUAACCAUCAAAGAAUUAUACAUCCGUGAGAAUGCUAGACGGAAUGGAUGCCUGAAGAGAAGGGAUGCAAGGAGGAUGUUGAAGAUCGACGUCAAUAAAUCAGGCAAGAUAUUUGACUUCUUAGUUGACCACGGGAUCUUGGUCUUGAAGUAUGAUAUUCACGCGAACCCGAAUGGGAAACACCAACAGAUAAUAGAUGGGUUGUAUAACGGUCCGAAAUCGACAUUUGAAAAUAUCGAUAUCAAUGUUAACGGGAUGGUGGGGUCGAUGAUGGUCGAUGAGAUUAGAUUGAAUGGAAGUUGA
Kwoniella mangroviensis CBS 8507 is the source of this 1908-nucleotide messenger RNA. RefSeq lists its product as uncharacterized. Gene Ontology annotation, cellular component: nucleus; SAGA-type complex. Gene Ontology annotation, molecular function: protein binding; zinc ion binding; chromatin binding. Gene Ontology annotation, biological process: regulation of transcription by RNA polymerase II; chromatin remodeling. The transcript has 10 exons. The record is from RefSeq and is a predicted model, not a curated record. NCBI's taxonomy places the organism in Eukaryota, Fungi, Basidiomycota, Tremellomycetes, Tremellales, Cryptococcaceae. Bases 1 to 1908 code for a protein of 635 amino acids.